AUGUUCCUGCUCCUGGCACUGCUUGCUGAGCUUGGAGGGCUGCACGCCCACCUGGAUGUGGAGAGACUAUUCCUGUAUGUCACUGUUCCACAGAAGAUAAGGUCAAAUGAGAGUGAAGAUUCAGAGAAGCAGGUGACUUACAUCAUUACAAUCGAUAAAAAACCAUAUACUCUGCAUCUCAGAAAACACUUAUUCUUAUCCCAGAACUUUUUGGUUUAUACAUAUAACGAAACUGGAUCUCUGUAUUCUGAGUCUUCGUAUUUUAAGAUGCACUGCCAUUACCAAGGAUAUGUUGCCAAUUUUCCAAGUUCAGCUGUGACACUCAGCAUCUGCUCUGGACUCAGGGGAUUCCUUCAGUUUGAAAAUAUCACCUAUGGAAUUGAGCCACUGGAAUCUUCAGCAAGAUUUGAACACAUAAUUUAUCAAGUGAAAAAUGACAAUCCAGAUAUGCCAAUGUUAGCAGAAAAUUACAGCAAUAUUUGGCAGAAAGACCAGCCCUAUAAAAUUCACUUAAGCUCACAGGAAAAAAUGCUUUCAAAACUAUUACCCCAGUAUCUAGAAAUGCACAUUAUAGUGGAAAAAGCUUUGUAUGAUUAUAUGGGAUCAGAAAUGAUGGCCGUAACGCAGAAAAUUAUCCAGAUUAUUAGCCUUGUCAACACUAUGUUUAGUCAGUUCACAUUGACUGUGAUACUGUCCUCCUUGGAGUUAUGGUCAGAUAAAAACCAAAUUUCUACCAACGGGGAUGCUGAUGAUUUAUUACACAGAUUUUUGACGUGGAAACGGGACUAUCUUAUCCUACAGCCCCAUGACGUAGCAUUCUUACUAAUUUACAGGAAGCAGCCUAAAUAUGUGGGAGCAACUGUUCCUGGCACAAUAUGCAAUGAAAGUUACGACGCAGAUAUUGCUAUGUAUCCAGAUGCAAUGACAUUGGAGGGAUUUUCGGUUAUUAUAACUCAACUGCUUGGCCUUAAAAUAGGAUUAACAUAUGAUGACAUCAAUAAGUGUUCCUGUCCGAGAGCUACGUGUAUAAUGAAUCACGAAGCAGUGGUUUCCAGUGGUAUAAAGAUUUUUAGCAACUGUAGCAUGCAUGACUACAGAUACUUUGUUUCAAAAUUUGAGACUCAGUGUCUUCAGAGCUUUUCAAAAUUGAAACCAUUAUACCAAAAUCAGUCGGUGUGUGGUAAUGGGAUUUUGGAACCUCAUGAAGAAUGUGACUGUGGCAGUGAAGAGGAAUGUCAAUUUAAGAAUUGCUGUGAUUAUAAUACAUGUAAACUGAAAGGCUCAGUAAAAUGUGGUUCUGGAUCAUGCUGUACAUCAAAAUGUGAGCUAUCAGUAGCAGGCACUCCAUGCAGGAAGAGUAUUGAUCAAGAGUGUGAUUUUACAGAGUAUUGCAAUGGAACUUCUAGUAAUUGUGUUCCUGACACUUAUGCAAUGAAUGGCCAGUUGUGCAGGUUGGGGACUGCAUAUUGUUAUAAUGGACAAUGCCAAACUAUCGAUAACCAGUGUGCCAAGUUAUUUGGUAAAGGUGCUCAAGGUGCUCCCUUUGCCUGUUUUGAAGAAGUUAAUUCUCUGCAUAAUAGACUUGGAAACUGUGGUUUUCAAAAUUCCCAACCAUUACCUUGUGAACAGAAGGAUGUUCUCUGUGGAAAAUUAGCUUGUGUUUGGCCACAAAAGAAUCCUUUCAAAACUGAUGUUCGAUCUGCGGUUUAUUUGUAUACUCAAGGACAUGUAUGCAUAACUACAGGAUCAUCAGUGAGAUCAGGUGGCAGAGAUUAUGCCUAUGUGGCUGAUGGCACUGUGUGUGGCGCACAAAUGUAUUGCGUAAAUAAAACCUGCAAAGAAGUUCCUUUAAUGGGAUAUAAUUGUGAUGCCACUGAAAAAUGCAAAGGUAAUGGGAUAUGUAAUAAUUUAGGUAAUUGUCAUUGCCUUCCUGGAUAUAGGCCUCCAUAUUGUGAAUUACAAAUUGAUUCACCAGGAGGAAGUAUUGAUGAUGGAAACGUUCAUACAUCUGGUGACUAUUAUAUAACUUUGGUUAAAAAAGGCUACAAAACACAUCAGAGCAACUGGCUUACUUUGAGUUUCUACAUUGUUCUGCCCUUUUUCGUAUUUUUCACCACUAUGAUCAUAAAGCGAAAUGAAAUGAGAAAAGUAUGCAACAGAGAGAAUGCAGAAUACGAGGGGUAA
This is a messenger RNA of Camelus dromedarius (Arabian camel), 2184 nucleotides long. Its product is annotated as disintegrin and metalloproteinase domain-containing protein 18. Gene Ontology annotation, biological process: male gonad development; binding of sperm to zona pellucida; proteolysis. Gene Ontology annotation, cellular component: plasma membrane. The record is from RefSeq and is a predicted model, not a curated record. The coding region runs from base 1 to 2184 and encodes 727 amino acids. The transcript is spliced from 20 exons. NCBI's taxonomy places the organism in Eukaryota, Metazoa, Chordata, Mammalia, Artiodactyla, Camelidae. Gene Ontology annotation, molecular function: metalloendopeptidase activity.